AUUUAUGUCGAAGAUAAAUACAUUAGGUUAUCCGCAUUAACAACGUAAAGAAGUUUGAGUGCAUGAACGUACUAAUUACCUGGCAUGUCACUGGUAUAUUUGGAUUAUUGAAAAACAACCGCUCCUAUCUGCACAGCUAUCCAAAUCGUCGAUAUCGGCGAUUAUUGUCCUGUAUAAUCAACGUUUUUAAUUCAGCGGUUCAAAAUUGCUGCCAUGGGUCGCAAAAAAAUACAAAUAUCAAGAAUUACCGACGAACGGAAUCGUCAGGUGACAUUCAACAAGCGCAAAUUUGGAGUAAUGAAGAAAGCAUACGAGUUGUCCGUUUUGUGUGAUUGUGAGAUAGCGCUAAUCAUCUUCAGUAGUAGCAACAAGCUAUAUCAGUAUGCCAGUACGGACAUGGACAAGGUUCUACUUAAAUACACAGAGUACAACGAGCCCCACGAGUCACUUACUAAUAAAAAUAUUAUCGAGAAGGAGCAUAAGAACGGAGUUAUGAGUCCUGACAGCCCAGAACCUGAGACUGAAUAUCAACUGACACCACGGACAGAAGCCAAGUACAGUAAAAUAGACGAAGAUUUUCAGAUAAUGCUACAACGGAAUCAAAUGAACGGACAAAGGGGUAGUAUGAGUUCUUCAAGUUAUAAUACACAACCCGUAUCAGUACCUGUAAACAUAAACUACAGUGACUCUGGUCUUCUCCAAUCUAGUCCACAGAUGGCUCAUACUAGUAUUAGCCCUCGUCCGUCUUCAUCCGAAACCGAUUCCGUGUACCCAAGUGGAGGAAUGUUAGAAAUGAGCAAUGGUUAUCCGAAUUCUGCCUCCCCAAUGGAGGGAUCUCCAUCACCUGGGCCCUCUCCCGGUCCAGGUCUUAGCACGUCCAAACAACAUCCAAAACAGCAUUCGCCAGGACCAAGAUCUAAUCUUCGAGUAGUUAUACCUACACCUUUGGGACCAAGUAUUACCACAGAUGAAGUUUCUUAUGCAGAAAACCCUGGUCUAUCUAGUUAUCCGAGCGCCUUGACAUCUUUUGGAGCUCAAGAUUUUAGUAUGGGUUCAGAUAUUAGUCUAGCAUCAAUGUCUUGGAGUCAUCAGAUACCCACGUCUCUCACCCAUAAUACUUCAUGCCUUCCUCACCUUGCAGUUUCUAGUAGUACUCCUCCGCCUACUUCGUCAUCCCCGCUUCCUGUGAAGAUUAAGAGUGAACCUAUAUCACCUCCCAGAGAGCAUCACCCGCAUCUGACUACAGCCGUCCACCAUUCACAUGUUCAAACGUUAAAUCUGACCCACAGUCAUCACCCUCGACCUAGUUCGGCUGGACAUAUAACACCUACACCUAGAAGUGUGACUCCCACCAAUCUACCCUCCCCUACAGGGACUACGAGCAGUGGUACAGACUACAGCGAUUCAGUGCAGAUGCAUAAACGGCCCAGACUUACAGACUGGCCGUCGUAGAGCCAGUUGCUUUUAUCACAUAUUCUCAACUUCGUAGGACACUAAGUGCCAUAGUGAUACACUAUUGUGGAUAAUUUGACCAUAGUGUUACUGUUUCAAUUGCCAAUUAUCAUCAUUCAUGUGAUAAACUACGAGUCUUGUAGAGCAAUUUUCAUUAAUAAUAUUGCUGAACUGAGAAAACUUUAUAGUGAAAAGAAUUUUUGUAGAGAGAAUAUAAGGUUUUUA
Molecule: messenger RNA, 1677 nt
Organism: Diabrotica balteata
Lineage: Eukaryota; Metazoa; Arthropoda; Insecta; Coleoptera; Chrysomelidae
Source: the annotation of a GenBank genome assembly